Miscanthus lutarioriparius is the source of this 981-nucleotide messenger RNA. Lineage: Eukaryota; Viridiplantae; Streptophyta; Magnoliopsida; Poales; Poaceae. The record is from the annotation of a GenBank genome assembly.
AUGGUGACGGCGGCGGCUUCUCGAGUUCUCGCCACCGCGACAUGGCUCCUCGUCGCCGCCUGCGCGGUCCUCAUCGGCGGCGCAGAGUCAGAGCCGUGGCGCGUCCACGGCGGCGGCGCGUGCUUCACGAGGCUCUUCAGCUUCGGCGACUCCAUCACCGACAACGGCAACUGGAUGCACUACGCUCGGUCGCCAGGCGCCGUGGCGAGGCCGCCGUACGGGGAGACGUUCUUCCGCCGCCCCAACGGCCGCUUCUGCGACGGCAGGAUCAUCAUCGACCACAUCGCCGACGCGUUGGGGAUACCGUUCCUGACGCCCUACCUCGCCGGCAACAAGAGCGGUGACUACGCCCACGGCGCCAACUUCGCGGUGGGCGGCGCGACGGCGCUCGGCCGCGGCUACUUCAGGAGGAAGAAGCUUGACGCCCGUUUCACGCCGUACUCCCUGCGUUGGCAGAUGCGCUGGCUCAAGAAAGUCCUCCGCAUGGUUUCGUCACAGCAAGGUGAUCUGAUGGCGAGCUCGUUGUUCCUGCUCGGAGAGAUCGGCGGGAACGACUACAACCAGGCCUUGUUCCAGGGCAGGUCCGUCGACGAGGUCAAGACCUACGUCCCCGACGUCGUCGCCGGCAUCAGCGCUGCUCUCACCGAACUGAUCGGGCUAGGCGCCAGGACGGUGGUGGUGCCCGGGAACUUCCCGACGGGGUGCAACCCGGGAUACCUGGCGCAGUUCCAGACCAACGACACGGCGCAAUACGACUCCAUGGGCUGCCUCCGGUGGCCCAACGGCCUCUCCGAGCUCCACAACCGCGCGCUCAUGGCGGAGCUGGCCGAGCUCCGCCGGCGCCACCGGGGCGUCGCCCUCGUCUACGCCGAUUACUACGCCGCCGCGAUGGACAUCACCGCCGACCCCCGUAAGCAUGGGUUCGGCGGCGCGCCGCUAGUGUCGUGCUGCGGAGGAGGGGGCCGUACAACACCAACCUGA